AUGUCAACACUUAAAAUUAUUUCACAUAGUUUUCCGGCCUCUUUAGAACGCGAAUUGCUGGGAAAAGGUGGUCGCCUCCAAAUUGCAGCGAAUUCUUAUGUGACAACAGACAUCGAUGCAACAAACAACAAUGGUAAGAUAUCUCUUAUAUUUGCACAUGCUGCUGGGUUCCAUAAAGAACUAUGGAAUCCUAUUAUAAAAAUAUUACACGAACGGAGAUAUAAAUGGAAUGGUGGAGAUAUGUGGACUUUGGAUUGUUCAAAUCAUGGAGACAGCGCUAUGUUAAAUCAGGACAUUUUGCCAGAUUCUUAUAUCCUUCAACUUAUAGAUGAAGCGAAAAUUCAAAAUCCAAUUAUUGGCAUAGGCCAUUCGCUUGGUGAAAUCAUUCGUCCUGGUACUUUUAUGGGUAUUUUUACUAUUGAGCCUUUAAUUAUGCCUAAUAAUGCUCUAAAUCUUGGAGCCCAAGAGAUGGAAGUUAAAAGAAGACAUGACAGAUGGCAAAAUAGGUAG
Messenger RNA from Racocetra fulgida, 510 nucleotides. The record is from the annotation of a GenBank genome assembly. NCBI's taxonomy places the organism in Eukaryota, Fungi, Glomeromycota, Glomeromycetes, Diversisporales, Gigasporaceae.